GGGCCGGCGGGCAGUGAGCCCCGGGCCCGCCUCUCCGACAAGGUCUUCUGCUACAACCCCCUCACUGACACCUGGAGCCAGGUGCGGCCGCUGGCUCAGCCCCGCUCGCAGCUCAAGCUGCUUGCCCUGGACGGUUACCUCUAUGCCGUGGGGGGCGAGUGCCUCUUCACUGUGGAGAGGUACGACCCGCGGGCCGACCGCUGGAGCCCUGUGGCACCCCUGCCCAAGGGUGCCUUCGCUGUGGCUCAUGAGGCCACCACCUGCAACGGGGAGAUCUAUGUGUCGGGGGGCUCCCUCUUCUACCGCCUGCUCAAGUAUGACCCCAAGCGUGACGAGUGGCAGGAGUGCCCUUACAACAGCAGCCGCCGGCGCUCUGCUGACAUGGUGGCCUUCAAGAGCUUCAUCUACCGCUUUGAUGUGAGCAGUGGCCGUGGUGGGGAGCAGGGCCCAGGUGGCGGGACUGGCGGUGGUGUUGAAGUUUUCCGGUACAACACGGUGGCCAAGCGCUGGAGCCAGUGCGCCAGCCUGCGGCCCAGUGGUGGCCCCAUCCAGCCCUUCCGCUGUGCCCCCUUGGGCAACACCAUCUACUGCGUCAACCGGACCGGCACCCUCCGCUUCAGCCUAGCCCAGGACGGCGAGGUGGAAGCAGAUGGUGGGCUCAAGGGCACCUUCGACGGGGAGCUUCUUAAAGCUCCCUUGGAUGCCAAGGGUGUCCUCUUACCCUUCGUGCUCACCCUGCCCGAGAGGCUGGACAAAGCGGGAGACCAGAAGGGCUCCCUCCCGCUGUGA
Pygoscelis adeliae (Adelie penguin) is the source of this 789-nucleotide messenger RNA. RefSeq names its product kelch repeat and BTB (POZ) domain containing 11 (gene KBTBD11). The transcript has a single exon. The annotation marks the transcript as partial. Lineage: Eukaryota; Metazoa; Chordata; Aves; Sphenisciformes; Spheniscidae. The record is from RefSeq and is a predicted model, not a curated record. Gene Ontology annotation, molecular function: protein binding.